AUGGGAUGCAAUUACACUCUGAGUGAGGCCGAAGAACUAAUUCAGGGUCUGAAGCGACUGAUUCAAUGCAGUGACUACGCCGAACAAAUUCGACUUCUCACUUUGGCUCCUCGCAGCUGGGGUCGAGCCAAAGUCGAAUCAUUUUUCACCUGCUCAGAGCGUCAAGCUCGAUAUGGCGUUUAUCUCCGCGAUUCUGGUCGUAUCUUACAUCGUCCCGUUGAUCUCCGAGGAAAUUUACCAUUCGAUCCACAGAUCGAAAAGAAGAUUUUCGAGUUUUAUCAUGACGAUAUGAUUAGCCGGGAUCCGACCAUGCGUGUCGGUAAAUCGAAGUUCUGCUCAUUGAGACCGAAGUGGAUCAAGACCAUUACUCCCCAUGACGGAUGCGCAUGUGUCUACCAUCAAAAUCCAACUCUGCUGAUCACCGCAUGGAAUCGCAUCAAUCAUGCGUCAGUCGAUUUGAAAGGAUUGAUUAGUGAACUAGUGUGCAGUACAUCUCUCCCGGAGUGCUAUGGUGGAGAGUGCAACACUUGUGGUGAUCGUUUACCAUCGGAUGUGUUGAUGUUGAGUUUUAGUGGUGAUGAAGAGGAUGAAGUCACAUGGAUGCAAUGGAAGAAGACAGAGAAAAGAGCCGACAUCCAACGAAUCUCAGGGUCCAUCGCAAAUCGAUCGUCGACAAUGAUCCGAACAGACUCCUCCAUCGAAAAUCCAUCAUCGACAAUGAUCCGAACACUCUCGUCGACCGAAGGUCACUGGAAUUCACUUCCGUUUCUUCAAAUUAAUUUUUUCAGCAUUGAGCAGACCAUCGUUGAAGGCUCAUACCAUCAACAAUACACGAACGAAGAGUAUGAACUCAGUCGUGGAGCAGGCGACUUCGUGCCAUAUCCACUUCAGUAUCAACGGUUGCCGUUGAAGAACAUUCGAUAUCGGGAAAAAUCCAGCGUUGAGUUCACUAGUCGUCGUCUGUUCAAAGGACCAACAGUGAAGACAUGUCAUGCAACAUUCGCGGGUGUCUAUGCAAUUGAGUCGCUGUCAGCGUCUAGCGGAAAGAGUUACAGUUUCAAUACUCUAUUCAGUGAUGGAACCGUUGUUGUCUUGAUUGGACGCAGCGACGAUUCGGCUAUCACCGGAGUCGGUGUUUGGGACUGCACUCCUCAGGGUCGUUUGUCAAUCAAACGGAUUGUAUUGGUCAACAGCAUCGAUCCAACUCGUACAGAACCGUUCGCGUAUGGUGAAGCGAAACUCUCAUGUCGAGACAAUGGCAACGAAUGCUCCGGUCCGCAAGCAAUUUAUGUGGUACGCAAAAGGGAACUACCGAACAAACGAGGCAUGUUUCCAUCGGCUUACAAUUAUGAAAACGAGACAAUAACAGCAAUAAAACUGAGACCCAUCAUGCCUUAG
Didymodactylos carnosus is the source of this 1398-nucleotide messenger RNA. NCBI's taxonomy places the organism in Eukaryota, Metazoa, Rotifera, Eurotatoria, Philodinida, Philodinidae. The record is from the annotation of a GenBank genome assembly.